AGCAUCCAUCGCAACGUGACCUGACAGUCAUAUGACUUUAGCCCUAAAGGACGAGUUGCACUUGCACAGUCUCCGGCGUUGCGGGAGUCCGGGAGCUAGGGACGAGACACAAUGAAACUCAUCAUCCUAGAAGAUGCCCUUCAGGCCAGUGAAUGGGCUGCCAAGUACAUCAGAAACCGAAUCGUCCAGUUUCAACCAGGCCCCACCAGGUAUUUCACCCUGGGGCUUCCUACAGGAACCACUCCUCUUCAUUGCUACAAGAAGCUGAUUGAGUAUUAUAAGAAUGGGGACCUCUCCUUCAAGUACGUGAAGACAUUUAACAUGGAUGAGUACGUGGGCAUCCCACGUGACCACCCUGAGAGCUUCCACUCCUACAUGUGGAACAACUUCUUCAAGCACAUUGACAUUUGCCCUACAAACGCCUAUAUCCUGGAUGGGAAUGCAUCUGACCUGCAGACUGAAUGUGAUACUUUUGAAAAGAAGAUCAAGGAAGCUGGAGGGAUUGAGCUUUGUGUUGGAGGUAUUGGCACUGAAGGGCACAUCGCCUUCAAUGAGCCUGGUUCCAGUCUGGUGUCUAGGACCCGAGUGAAGACUCUGGCCAUGGAUACCAUCCUAGCCAAUUCUCGGUACUUCGAUGGAGAACUCUCGAAAGUCCCCAAGAUGGUUCUCACUGUGGGUGUGGGUACAGUCAUGGAUGCCAGAGAGGUCAUGAUCUUAAUUACGGGUGCCCAAAAGGCACUUGCACUGCACAAAGCCAUUGAGGAGGGAAUAAAUCACAUGUGGACCGUGUCUGCCUUCCAGCAGCACCCCCGUGUAAUAUUUGUGUGUGAUGAAGAUGCCACACUGGAGCUUAAAGUGAAAACUGUUAAGUAUUUCAAAGGGUUGAUGAUUGUUCACAACAAGCUAGUGGAACCACUGUACAGUAUGAAAGAAGCAAAGGACAGCCAACCUUCAAAGAGACCAUAUAGUGACUAACUUACCCUUGAAGCCAGCUGUCCAAUCCCCCAAAGAGAUACAGACUUUGAGGGAACAGGUCUUUAGGGGAAAAAAAAGUUCACUGAUUAAAUAUGUAUAUGCCCACUCCAAUGUUUUGUCUGCAUUUGAUGAAAAUGAGCGUAGGUGGGUAUUUUGUACUCAUUUGUAAGGGUUGAAGCUUACAGAUAUGGGUAUUUUUGUGCUGUGAUUUGGUUUUCUCUGAAAUAUGUUAUUUCUUGUUUUCUAAUGCCAUGUUCUACCUGUUAAAUAAGGGGAAAUGGAUAUAGAAAUGCCCAACAUGAACAUUUUUUAAAAAGUGCCCCUAAGGCACAGGGAGCACACCUUGUUUAGAAGGGGUCUCUUUGGUAGCAUGGAAGAGCAGACCUGGGGAAAGUGGACAUUUUGGACCUGAACAAGAUGUGACGAGUGUAGGUGGGGAAGAAUAUCUACUUUUCUUUUUUUGUCCUUGUCUUCUCUCUCACAGCAGACCCCUCUCUUCUUAGGAUUGGGUUUAAUAGAAGAACAUUAAUGUUUCACUCUUGAGAUUUGUGAGUGCAAGGCUAUACAUAUUGAAAAGUCUACCUAGUAAAGUUUGUCCAUCCCCAUUUAAAAUGCCUGUGCACUUUGCUAAUAUUCAUUCAAUAAACCUUUAUCAUCACCCACUAUGGACAAAGUAUUAGGCACUGAGGGAGAUACUAAGCUAGAUCAGGUAUACUGCCCCUGCCCUCUAGGACCUUUUUUGGUUAGGGAUAUUUUGCUGAAGGUAGGACAUUUCAUGCUAUCAUCCCUCUUCUAGAUGUGGGAAGUUCCACUGUUUGGAUGGCCAUAUUCAUUCCACCCACUCUGUAGCCUUCUUACUAUCUAAUCUUUUAUGUGCCUAUGACAAGCUACUGCUGGUUCCACUUUGUGGGGAAGUCUUGAGUCUGAUUCAGGUGCCUCUGACAGAACUUUUGAAAACUGUGUUUUCUACUUGUAUUUCAAUUUUAGCUUUUAUGUGAUUACUAAAAUUGUUUUGAACUGAUGGAUAAAUGGACUUGUUUACAAUGUGAUAUUUUCUAUUAAAUUUGAUAUUUUCAAAUGGAA
Messenger RNA from Vombatus ursinus (common wombat), 2058 nucleotides. RefSeq names its product glucosamine-6-phosphate deaminase 1 (gene GNPDA1). The record is from RefSeq and is a predicted model, not a curated record. Gene Ontology annotation, cellular component: cytoplasm. Gene Ontology annotation, biological process: N-acetylneuraminate catabolic process; N-acetylglucosamine catabolic process; carbohydrate metabolic process. The transcript is spliced from 7 exons. The coding region runs from base 112 to 975 and encodes 287 amino acids. Gene Ontology annotation, molecular function: glucosamine-6-phosphate deaminase activity; identical protein binding. NCBI's taxonomy places the organism in Eukaryota, Metazoa, Chordata, Mammalia, Diprotodontia, Vombatidae.